This is a messenger RNA of Doryrhamphus excisus (bluestripe pipefish), 5801 nucleotides long. It is a transcript of the gene washc4, whose product is annotated as WASH complex subunit 4. Lineage: Eukaryota; Metazoa; Chordata; Actinopteri; Syngnathiformes; Syngnathidae. The record is from RefSeq and is a predicted model, not a curated record. Gene Ontology annotation, biological process: endosomal transport; endosome organization. Gene Ontology annotation, cellular component: WASH complex; endosome.
UUCCGGACUCCAUUUCCCAGGAGCACUUGCGCCUCGUUUCGAAAUCACAAGACCCAUCAUGGGUUCCUGCAGCUCUACGUUUUAAAACAAUAUCAGGUCAUCUAUUUACCCGAGAAAUGGCUGCGGAAACCAUCGCACCUGACUGGGAAUUUGACCGCUUUGACGACGGUUCGCAGAAAAUCCACACUGAUGUUCAGCUGAAGAACUACACCAAGUUCCUGGAGGACUACACGUCACAGCUAAAGGGCAUUGAGGAGGCCCUUGAUGACUCCAUCGGAGAUGUUUGGGACUUCACUCUGGACCCCAUUGCCCUGAAACUCCUCCCGCACGAACAGUCGUCCCUGUUGGAGUUAAUCAACACGGAUAAUAAAGUUCUCAACAAAGUCAUCACGGUGUACGCCGCCCUGUGUAGCGAAGUCAAGACGCUCAAGUAUGAGGCGGAAAACAAGUUCUACAAUGGAUUAUUGUACUAUGGAGAGGGAGUGCUGGACUGCAGCGUUGUUGAAGGGGAGUCCCAAAUUCAGAUGGGAAGGUUCAUCUCCUUCCUCCAGGAACUGUCCUGCUUUGUGUCGAGAUGUUACGAAGUGGUGGUCAACAUUGUCCAUCAGCUCGCGGCUCUCUACAACAGCACCAAGGGUGCGGCAAAAAUCAUUGAGUCAUCGGGUGUCCACUUCCAGAUCGUGUACGAACAUCUUGGAGAUUUGUUAGUGGUUCUGCUCACGCUUGAUGAAAUCAUGGAACAUCACGGCACGCUCAAAGAUCACUGGAAGAUGUAUAAAAGGUUAUUGAAGUCUGUUCGUCAUAAUCCUGGCAAAUUUUCCAUUGCUGAUGAGAAACUGAAACCAUUUGAGAAGCUCCUGCUGAAGCUGGAGGGCCAGCUGCUGGAUGGCACGAUACUGCAGGCAUGCGUGGACCAGAGAUUUGAUGAUCCUGGGGAAGGAGUAGCUGUAGCCAAAAACAGCAACUUUGCUGAAGAGUUUGCCUUCAACGUACGGACCAUCUUCUCCAGUGUGGAAGCCAAGAUCGGAGAACCCUCAGAGAUUGAUCAGAGAGAUAAAUAUGCAGCUGUUUGUGCGCUUUUUGUUCUGCACUUUCACAUCUUCCGCUGCGUUGACAAAAAGCUCUACAAAUCACUGCUGGACGUCUGUAAGAAGGUUCCAGCCGUCACUCUGACUGCCAACAUCAUCUGGUUCCCUGAUGAGUUCCUGCUCGCCAAGGUUCCCGCUGCUGCCAAACAGAUCGACAAGAAGAGCGUCCAGGCCAUCAGAGCGCAUCGAGACGCCUUCUUGCAGCAAAGGGCUCAGACCCUCACCAAGGACGUUCAGUCCUACUACGUGUUUGUCACGUCGUGGAUGAUGAAGAUGGAGUCCAUCCUGUGCAAGGAGCAAAAAGGGGACAAGAUGGCUGAAGACCUCAACAGCAGAUGUAAUGUUUUUGUUCAGGGUAUCCUGUACGCAUACAGCAUCGGCACCAUCAUCAGGACCACCAUGAACAUGCACAUGUCCAUGCAGCGGCCCAUGACCAAGACGUCCGUGAAAGCUCUGUGUCGACUGGUGGAGUUGUUAAAGGCUGUGGAGCACACGUUUCAUAGACGCUCUAUGGUUGUUGCAGAUUCCGUGUCUCACAUCACCCAGCAGCUGCAGUCACAGGCCCUCAACGCCAUCUGCGUCGCAAAGAAAAGAGUCAUAUCUGACAAGAAGUACAGCGAGCAGCGUCUGGAUGUGCUGUCGUCCUUGGUGCUAGCCGAAAACGUGCUCAGCGGACCCAGCACGAAGGAGCGACGCCUUGUUGUCUCUUUGGCUCUCUGUGUUGGGACUCAGUUGAAAACGUUCAAAGAUGAGGAGUCGCUUCCCCUGCAGCUUGUCCUGAAGAAGCUGGACUUGAUAAGCGAGCUGAGUGAGAGGAUGAAGCUCCAGUGCGACUGCGGCUUCCUUUAUUGGCAUCGGGCAGUGUUUCCUAUCUACUUAGAUGAUGUGUACGAGAAUGCAGUGGACGCCGCACGGAUACACUACAUGUUCAGCGCCCUGAGGGACUGCGUGCCCUCCAUGCUGCAAGCCAAACACAUGGAGUCACGUGACCAGCUCCUGGAGAGCUACGACAAGGAGAUCAUGGAUGUUUUCAACCAGCACCUGCUGGACAAGCUGUGUAAGGAGAUCGAGAAGGACUUGCGUCUCUCCGUACACACGCACCUGAAGCUGGACGACAGGAACCCUUUCAAAGUCGGCAUGAAGGACUUGGCCCACUUUUUCUCCCUCAAACCCAUCAGAUUCUUCAACCGCUUUAUUCAUAUCAAAGCCUACGUGACGCACUACUUGGAUAAAACGUUCUACAACCUAACAACCGUGGCGCUUCAUGACUGGGCCACGUACAGCGAGAUGAGAAACCUCGCCACGCAGCGUUACGGCCUCACCAUGACCGAAGCACACCUGCCGAGCCAGACACUGGAGCAGGGUUUGGAUGUGCUGGAGAUCAUGAGGAACAUCCAUGUUUUUGUGUCACGCUACCUCUACAACCUCAACAACCAGAUCUUCAUCGAGAAAGCAAGCAACAACAAGCACUUGAACACCAUCAACAUCCGGCACAUCGCCAACUCCAUCCGCACCCACGGCACGGGCAUCAUGAACACCACGGUCAACUUCACCUACCAGUUCCUGCGUAAGAAGUUCUACAUCUUUAGCCAGUUCAUGUACGACGAGCACAUCAAAUCCAGACUCAUCAAGGACAUCCGCUUCUUCCGAGAAACUAAAGACCAGUCCGACCAAAAGUAUCCUUUCGAGCGUGCUGAAAAGUUUAAUCGAGGCAUCAGGAAGCUGGGCAUCACUCCUGAUGGCCAGAGUUACCUGGACCAGUUCAGACAGCUCAUCAGUCAGAUCGGCAAUGCCAUGGGUUACGUACGCAUGAUCCGCUCCGGAGGCCUCCACUGCUGCAGCAGCGCCAUCAGGUUUGUCCCGGACUUGGAGGACAUUGUCAACUUUGAGGAGCUGGUCAAAGAGGAGGGGCUGUCGGAGGAAACGCGGAAAGCCGCCGGAGUCCUGGAUUCAGUGCUGGAAGAUCUGACCAGCAACUCUGCAGAGGGGACCGAAUAUUUCAAGAUGCUGGUGGCGGUGUUUGCACCCGAGUUUCGAAGUGCAAAGAAUAUGCACCUGAGGAACUUCUACAUGAUUGUACCCCCGCUGACGGUGAAUUUCGUGGAACAUUCCAUCAGCUGCAAGGAGAAGCUGAACAAGAAGAACAAGACGGGAGCUGCUUUCACCGACGACGGAUUUGCUAUGGGCGUGGCGUACAUUCUCAAGCUGCUGGACCAAUACCUGGAGUUUGACUCCCUGCACUGGUUCCAGUCGGUCCGAGAGAAGUACAAGAAGGAGAUGAACGCCGUGGUGAAGGAGCAGCACCUCCACUCUGCCAGCCAGGAUCAGAAGUUACUGCAGACAAUGAACCUCACGCAGAAAAGACUGGAUCUCUACCUUCAGGAGUUUGAGCUGCUCCACUUCUCCUUAAGCAGCGCUCGCAUUUUCUUCAGAGCCGACAAAACCGCAGCCGAGGAAACCCAGGAGAAGAAAGAUGAAGAAGACGCUUCUAAACCUGGAGGUUCUCCUGACGGCUCCAGCCCGGCAGAUUCUGCAUCAAAAUGACCCUCGGCAGCAGGCAAGCUUAGAAGCAGCGACACGUCUGACUGCAACCUGGACUAAGGAACCAGAGAUUGGACACCUUUGGUCUAUUUUUAUGUCCAUUACUAACCACAUCAUGUGACUUUUCCUGUCUUCAUCCAAGAAUGUGUAGUCAUUAAGACCUACAGCACCAAGUGUUGGGAUGUGGAUGUGAUGACCAUCUUUCAGAUUGCACCUGAAGCACAAAAGAGCCAAGUAGAGUGGAACCCCGGUUAGCAUCAAUCAUUUGUUCCCCAAGUUCCGGUUCUAACCGAAACGUACACUAACCAAAGUCGAUACAGUGAAUCCGUUCCGUAAAGCCAAACGUGGUAACACAAAACACAUUUUGAUAGUUUGACAUGAAAAAAGCUAUUCUAAAUGCAUAUGAAUACAUAUAAAUGAUGGAUGGACAUUCAGUCGCCCAUCAUGGUUUGCACAUUGGCCCCCCACUAUAGUGGGUUUUUCAAAAAUGAAUAAAUGAUGGCUGUUUCAUGGUUGACUAUGGCCUCCAAGUAAAAACAAUACUGAAAGACAAGGUAUACACAGUAGGCUCCAGCAUAGUAAACUGGUAGAUGGACGGUAUACACGGUAUUCCACGAUAUAUACACGGUAUUCCACGGUCACCAGGCAUCAGUCGUGUUCCUUUGAUGACAUGAUUACUUGCAUUACUUCCACACCGCAUGUAGUCAGCCAUGGAAUUGCCGAUGUGAUUCCGUUUGGAAGUGGUAGGUUUUGGCUUCUUUGUACUACUUUCCCUCACCAUUUGAAACACUUUUAUAUGUUUAAUUGGAGAAGCUAACUUGUUAGCUCGUUAGCUUGCUAUGCUAGCAGCGGCUGUCUGUCCACGUAGCCUUCGGUUUAGCAAUGUGGUGGAAAAGAAGAAUAUUAGGAGCGUAAAGUCUGCAGUGCUCCAAUAAUGUUAAAAAUCGUAUUUAGAAAGCCACAAACAACAUUUUCUAUGCUCUCGCUACGAAAAUAUCCCGUUUGAAUCCUACUUCCAGGAACUUAGCAAUUAGCCGCGAAAACGAGAGGCUGCCCAAAAUGGAGCCACAGAAAGUUUCAAGUACAAGCACUUUGAGAAGUAGGACGAAGGCACUGUUAAACUGAAUUAACUUAAGAGAAUAAUCUAAUUAACUCCUAACAAAGCAAGUCAGCGUGGUCGCGCUGCCACGUCUUGUCUUUAGGAACAAUGGCGCUGACUUCCGUCUUCAAUUAAGUAAAAAGAUUAAGAUAUGCCUUUAUUCGUCCCUCAGUGGGGAAAAAAGGAACCGUAAAAGUCAUUUAUUUCUGUCAUUUGUCAUUGACUUGCAUUUAGAAUGGAUUAGUGCAUUUAAAACCAAAGACAAGUUAUGUGAGUCCACCGCUGGUUAUAUUUUAUACUGGCUAGCAUACAUUCUAGUUGCCAAUUUAUAACUUGGUCAAGUUGACUAAUUUGCUAGAAGCGAAAUAUGUUUUUCGAUUUAAAAUAUACAUUAAAAACACACUUGUAUUUUUUGCAAUUGUAAUAAUAACACAAGACACGGGCCGUAUUGCCGUAAAAUUGUGACAUGCAUUUUCAUCGUCAACAGCCUAAAAGCCUCUAACCAGGGCAGACGUUAACCAAGGUUCCACUGUAGUGACUGCAUGCCUUGGUUGUAAUGUUAUUGUAGUGUUGGAAUAAAACUGUAUAUAUCAUGUACUCACAUUUAAUAAGCUUGCUUCAUAUUAUCCAAGUUAAUAUCAUGUAAUUACAUUCUUCAUAUUAUUCUUCAUAUUAUCCAAGUUACUGUUACAUGCACAUAUUAUUCUUCAUAUUAUCCAAGUUACUAUUACAUGCACAUAGAACACACAUAGAACAUGAUUGUUCCCAGCCUUGGGUUGUAGCGCUGUUCUACUCUUGCUGCUGCACUGUAAAGUUUACCUGCUGUACGUGUACGCUCACCAUUAGUGUCGUUUUACCACAAUGUUUACACACAUUUCUAAACUCUAGAUGGACUGUAGCCGCAGUAAUGUAGACGACUAACCUGCCUUCAAGACAUUAUUUUUCACAACAUUACAUUUUAAAACCUUUUGUAAUUUUAUAUCUUAUUGAUAGGAACGAUACGUUUGAGGCCGUGUUGCUGAAAAUGACAUUCCAUGGGAUACAAAACCAAUAAAAGUUGCACUUUGAAAGAA